GUCUUUACCCCGAAUAGUCUCAGUUUAUGCUGUGAUGUCAUCGCGGCUCAUUAAUCUCAAGGUGUCAUUGGAGCGAUAAUCUUGUCACGGUAUUGGUUACUGUCCAUCACUUGUUAUUUGGCCGCUCAAUCCACAGAACCCCCCGGUCAGGAAAGGGAGCAGAAUCCUACACGGAAGAAUGAUGCAUUUAUAUGAAAGUGUUCAGACUGACCAGUAACUUGCUGGAACAACAGUCUCUGUUUCAUCGACAUCUCUGACAAGUAGCUGGCAGAAUGAGGACUCUCGCACUGAUCGCCGGACUCGUGUCACUCGCGCAUUGCACCAAGAGGAAUACUCUUAUAUCAGGCGUCGACCUAUUUCCAGCAAACGGCGCGAAAGAUGUCAACCCGGAUACGCACCUUGUUCUCACGUUCCCCUCAUCACCGGUCAUUGGCUCCUCGGGCAACGUAACGGUCUACGAUCUCGAAGACGGACGCCUUGUUGACACUCUCGAUCUCUCGAUCCCUUCGUCUCCAAGCCCAUACGGCAACGGCUCAACCAAAGCAAACUACAGUGACUCCACCACCUACCAAUCGAACAUCAUUGGCGGGAUUGAUUUUUAUUUCUACCCUAUCAUUGUCAGAGAUAACGUGGCUACAAUAUAUUUGCACAACAACCGGCUGGACUACAAUCGAACAUAUUCCGUUACUAUAGGUCCUGCGGUCCUGAAAUCAUCCGACUACAGCUUCAAUGGCAUCACCCACAACUCUUCAUGGACCUUUACAACGAAAUCCCGAGGUCCCGCACCAGGAGUGAAAGAAGUAACCGUGGCCGCGGACGGUUCAGCGGACUUUAACACCGUCCAAGGCGCCAUCGACUGGGCCCCAAGCAACUCUCUAGCAAAAACAACUAUCCACAUUAAAGAAGGCAACUACGAAGAGUUGGUCUACUUCCAAUACAAGUCCAACCUCGUUAUUCGCGGACAGUCCCGCAACAAGACUAUCGUAGGCUACCCCAACAAUUCCGCGUUCAAUCCUCCAAAUCGCCAAGGCCCCUCACGACGAUCGGCUUUCUCAUUCAAAGGAGUUGCAGACUUGCAAAUAAGCGGGUUCACUAUCACUAACUAUUACCGUGGCCAAGCUGAAGCACUCCUCAUCGAUGGCAUACGCGUCAUUGUCGAUCGGAUGAACCUAAACGGCUCAGGAGACGCUCUUACUACGUACGGGACUGCUUACAUAGCCGACACAACGCUCUGGGGUGACGGUGACACGAUUCUGGGGUACGGCUCCGUUUUCUGGAAGAACAGUACCGUCAUUACGAGAGCAGGUCCUGUUUCGUGGACGAGAACGGGACAGGGCGUUCAUGGGAAUGUCAUGCUGAAUUGUACAAUCAUUGGGGGGCAGGGGAAUAGCACGUUUGCGCGCCUUCCAGACAAUAAGGGUGGCGUACAGGCGAAUUGGCCGUAUGCAGAGAUGGUGCUGCUGAAUACAAAGACUGGCGGGAUUGCGCUGGAGGGAUGGGGUCCGGUUCAGGGGCCACCGUUCGAUACGUUUCACUUGCAUCUCUGGGAGUACAAUACUAUGGGGCUUGAUGGAAAGGCGGUGGAUUAUUCGCAUAGGGUGAAUGUGUCGAGGCAGCUGACGUCGCCGCGGGAUGAUAGCGUGGUGGAGAAGUAUAGUGACCCAGCUUUUGUUCUUGGAGGGUGGACGCCGGUUGUGUCUUGAUUGGACAUCUUGUGCGAGAUUGUGAGCGUCGGCAUCCUCCAUUGAGCACUAUGCAGAAGCGCUGACUACGAAGCGAUC
This is a messenger RNA of Cucurbitaria berberidis CBS 394.84, 1781 nucleotides long. Its product is annotated as carbohydrate esterase family 8 protein. The coding region runs from base 273 to 1703 and encodes 476 amino acids. Gene Ontology annotation, molecular function: pectinesterase activity. The transcript has a single exon. The record is from RefSeq and is a predicted model, not a curated record. Lineage: Eukaryota; Fungi; Ascomycota; Dothideomycetes; Pleosporales; Cucurbitariaceae. Gene Ontology annotation, biological process: cell wall modification.